UACGAGGGUACAGUCGUGCCGCGGCCUCCAUAGAGGGAGGUUUAUGCAACCCGUGUUGCUGCUAGCGCUCCAUUUCUAUCGCGAGACGCGUGUUCAGUCGCCUUUCAAACGAGACCAUGUUGUGACCUUCGUUCAAUCAUCCUUCCUUUAACGAUCGAACGCCACGGGAUUAAAAGAAAUACCUGAUAUUUAUCGAACAAGUAAAAUCGCGAGAGGAUCGUGGGUCGCGCAACAGAUGUGACGCCGCGAGACACGUUCUUUAUAUUUAGUUGCCCACGAUUUCCUCGGUUGUUCCUUCGUAAAGUACACACACACACGCACGCAGUAUAUGUAUACGUGUACACGUUCGUUGGUUCAACGAUCGACCGCGACUGUGUACUCCGACAGUGACGUAAUAUGGCGCGAACGAAAGUGUACCAGGGACAUCAGUGACAUAGAGUUUUACCUCGAUAGGAAUUGUUGAAUGUUUAAACGUUUGCCCCAUAGAUAAGAGCCUUGAACAACUAUCCACGGUGUCUCGUUCCUAUUUGCGUCCCUCCGCGGAGGUAUUCUUUGUUCCCCCCAGUGACUCGUAGUGGCUCGUGUGCAAAAGCAAGUGCAGCAAAGAAGGAAAAGCAACGUGGAUCGUAUUUACCGACAUAUCCGGCCCUUCUUAAUCGACCCUUCGUCGAGGCUCUCUCUACCUGCGGAACUUAAGGACAUCAGGUAGUGACGCGUCGAGCGUGGAGCAGGGAAGAGAAGCGCAGGAAGAAUUCCUUUGUCCUCGAAGGUUCAGCCUGAAAGAAGGCGGACGCGGAGAACGGAGCAGCGAAGAGAAGGGAUAGAAGGAAGCAGCACAGCACGCGGUCGAGUUUCUACCUCGUCCAGCCGUGUUAUACCUGGCCGAGUGUAAGAUCGAGAUAAAGAGAGACGAGAAGGUAGCCGCGAAGAAGACGGACGAAGAAAACGAGCCUCGUGGCAUCGGUGAACGUCCGUCAGCGAGUUGCCAACGCCAUAGGGCAAGAACCAAGCCGUGAAUACAGCGUGCCGUGUCGUUAACGAAGGCCAGAUCGGGCCACGUUUCACACGCUGGAUUCAGCUACAACUUCAAACGAUCCGCGGAAGAAAUUUUCAAACCGUUCCCAUCCACGUGCGCGUUAUGCUCGUUGAUUAGCAACGGCUGUCCAAUUCGCGUCCAGUUAUUGCCCGAGUGUUUCGUAUUUCGUGAUUGAGGAUGCCACGAGCAAGAUUACCGGAUGCCAUGUUGCUGCUGGUCAGAGCAGCUGUUCUCGCAGCUGUCUUGGGACAGUUCCUGGGACCCAGCCAUGCAAGCAGACCCGCCGGUGCUCAUCCUGGCCACGCGUACUUCGAGCAACCUUGCUGCGGACGAUCCCACCUCAGGCAUCACAAAGAACACGUGAGGGAAUUCAGCUGCGGAAUGCUGUACUACAGAACGCUCUAUCUGGACAGCAAGAGAGAUGCUCUAUACGUUGGUGCCAUGGACAAGGUGUUCAGGUUGAAUCUCAGCAACAUCAGUCACUCAAACUGCGAGAGAGACGCGCUCAACUUGGAGCCUAGCAACGUGGCCAAUUGUGUGUCCAAAGGGAAAUCAGAGCACUUCGAUUGUCGGAAUCACAUAAGGGUGAUCCAGCCGAUGGGGGAUGGCAAUCGACUCUACAUGUGCGGCACGAACGCUCACUCGCCCAAGGAUUGGGUGAUUUAUAGCAAUUUGACCCACUUACCCCGUCACGAGUUCGUCCCCGGCGUUGGAAUGGGCAUAGCAAAGUGCCCUUACGAUCCAGCGGACAAUUCGACAGCGGUCUGGGUGGAAAAGGGCAAUCCUGGGGACCUGCCAGCUCUCUAUUCCGGCACCAAUGCCGAAUUCACGAAAGCCGAUACCGUAAUCUUUCGUACGGACCUCUACAAUUUAACCACCGGUCGCAAGGCCUUCAGCUUUAAGAGGACGUUGAAGUACGACUCGAAAUGGCUGGACAAACCAAAUUUCGUGGGAUCUUACGAUAUCGGGAGUCACGUGUUCUUUUUCUUCCGCGAGACAGCAGUGGAAUACAUAAAUUGCGGCAAAAGUGUGUAUUCCCGUGUGGCGAGAGUUUGCAAACGGGAUACCGGUGGCAAGAACAUUCUGUCGCAGAAUUGGUCGACUUACCUGAAGGCCAGGUUGAAUUGUUCGAUCCCUGGUGAAUUUCCGUUCUAUUUCAACGAAAUACAGAGUAUUUACAAAGUACCCGGCGACGAUACUCACUUCUAUGGCACCUUCACCACUUCGACGAACGGUCUGAUGGGUUCAGCGAUCUGUUCGUUCCAUAUCGACGCGAUUCAAGAGGCGUUCCGUGGAAAAUUCAAAGAGCAGGCGACGAGUAGUAGCGCCUGGCUCCCUGUGUUAUCCAACAAAGUUCCUGACCCGCGACCCGGACAAUGCGUGAACGACACUGAAACCUUCCCAGACACUGUGUUGAACUUUAUCCGAUCUCAUCCUCUGAUGGACUCAGCGAUCUCGCACGAGAACGAGAAACCAGUGUUUUACAAACGGGACGUGAUGCUCACGCGAUUGGUCGUGGACAAACUGCGAAUCGAUUUUGUGGGCGCCGAUCUGGAUUACACCGUCUACUAUGCUGGAUCCAGUGACGGACGGGUACACAAAGUUGUUCAGUGGAUAGACAACAAUGGGGAGUCACACUCUAUUCUGUUGGACGUUUUUGACGUGACCCCAGGCGAGCCGAUUCAGGCGAUGGAGAUCUCGAAGGAGCACAAGGCUCUUUACGUCGCGUCUGAUCAUCGAAUAAAACAAAUCGACCUGGUGAUGUGCACCCGCAGAUACGAUAACUGUCUACGUUGCGUUCAUGAUCCUUACUGCGGCUGGGAUAAAGACACCAACACCUGCAAACCUUACGAACCCGGCCUUCUUCAAGACGUAUCGAAUAACACGGCUGACGUUUGCGACAGCAGUGUAGGUAAGAGGAAGCUAGUAGUCACCUGGGGCCAGUCGGUGCAUUUGGGUUGCUUCGUGAAGAUGCCGGAAGUACUGGCAAAUCAGGAAGUCAGAUGGUACCACUACAGUAAGGAGAAAGGCAGGUAUCAGAUAGCUUACAAGUACGGAGCCGGAGGGGACAAAUUCAUCGAGACGUCCGAGAAGGGCCUGGUGAUCGUGGGUGUGAACGAACAAGAUGCCGGUAGAUACGAUUGUUGGCUCGGUGGUUCUCUCCUUUGCUCGUACAACAUCACCGUGGACGCGCACAGAUGUUCCGCACCCGCCAAAUCCAACGAUUACCAGAAGAUCUACUCGGAUUGGUGCCACGAAUUCGAGAAAUACAAGUCUGCCAUGAAGAGCUGGGAAAGAAAACAAGCGCAAUGCGCCUCGAGGCAGAACGACAGCAAUCAAAAUCUGCACGCGAACGAGGUGUACGGUACUCCUCUGGUCUGAUGGAGUCGUUCGUUGGAGCCGUCGUCGAGCCGAGACCCCGACACGAUGCCACAUGCGAGCGUCCUGCCGAAGAAUCGCGGUCCAUCCACGAUCAGUUGGACGAGCCUCACUCUCCUUCUGACCGGUUACACCACUGCCUUUGUCCUUCUUGCUGCCGGCGAGUUCUCGCUCGAUUGAGAUCCACGUCCGUACCAAGAACCGGCAAACCGAACGUCCAAAAACGCGAUCGGUCGUUCGGUCGACUCGAUCGUUCGAACCAGCUUCGUCCUGAUUGGUCUGAUCUUCGCCUGGAACGGUGCUCUUUCAAGGCAGUAUCGGAGAUCGAAAAGACGAUCCGAUCAGUGGAACGGGAGCGUCGCGAUGCGCGGUAUUCGUCGCACACGAUCGCCAUCAAACGACUGCCAUUAUUAUCAUUCGCAUAUAUUCAACUUGCCGGAGCGCGAGGAUUAAUUAAACCUAGUGUCCGUUUUCAUUUGUCGACUCUCACGAACACUGUCCACCCUUGUAAAUACAAGCACACGACGCUGUCAGAGGAUGCCGAGCGGAGAAUGAGGAGGAUCGAUGGCGAUUGGCAGCGACGGCGGGCAUUUGCCAUGUGGGAAAAGUGCGCUUAAACGCGACAGGAAGGGCAAAACUGUGCGGACGGUCGGCGAUACGGUUCCUAUCCUUUCGUUUCUCGUAGCUGGGAGCAAGGAUCCAGACCCCAGACCGUUCUUCGGCAGAAUGAAACGACGACGAGCGUGUGCUGCUCGUCGAUGAUCGAAACGCGGCUCGAAUCGAGGCGUCCGUCCGCGAAGCAACCCGUUAGAAACCGGAAAUCAAUCCUCCUGUUUCCUUAGAUCUGUGAUACGAACGAGACGAAGCGAUCCAUCGAGUGGCGAGGUUGCACGGUAACGCGAUAACGGAGACGAGACGAAAGAGAAGAUUAGGUAUUGUGUACGGACGAGCAUCAGCGUAGUUUUAACGAGCCAGAAUACGAGUCACGCCUGGAACACUGUGCUCGUCUCUAUGUGUAUAUCGAUUAUCGCUGUCGAAGAGAUAGAGAGGAGAGGAGAAUGAUAGAAAGGAGAGAAUGAAACACGCCACGUCGACGCGUUUUCGAACGUCACGCAGGUUACACAUGAGAUUAUUUCACGGCUAUUUAGAAUCGCAAACUUUAGAUUCUUAACUGUUUUUUUUUCUAUCAUCAAUCAUCGAUUUCGCGAUGUGCACCGUUGCUUGUCUUCGAUUCCCAUGAAUAAUUCGCGUUCAACCGUCUACCCACUGCAUUUAUCUUUCUUUUUGUUCUUCUGUUUCUUAGACCAUCGAUCGAUGCUUCUAUUCCUUGUCUCGUAGGUUAACGUGUCGAGACUCUUUUACAGCAAUUCGUUUGCAAUCGAACGUCUUUAAACCGAGUCGCAAUUUGGAGUUUUCACGAUCUUUGAAAUCAAUGCUAUGAUUAAGAUUUCUUAGAUUAAUAUUUUUAGAAAUGAAGAUUUCACCAAAGCAACUAUAUGGAGAAUGGAAACUUUUACAUACCCUUAAUGAUAGUUAGAUUUCUAAAAUGAAAUCGAUACACGAAAAAUUCGGAUUUCAAUUUUAUUUUUCAUUUACAUUUGGAAUUCGAUACACGGUUCGGUUUAAAGGUGUUUUCAUGUGUUUGGCUGUGAUGGAGCUCGUGUUUACGGACAUCCUAGACAUCCCACGAUACCGCCGUUAUCAUUAUCAACGUCGAGAAUUUUGAAGGUGCUACACAGGUGUGUGCUAAAAAUCGGUAAGGCCUGUCAAUUGUAAAACCUACUUUACUCUCAGAUUAAACUUAGACAGAAUUCAGUUAAGACAUACCUACGUACGCAAGUAUGUACCAUACGAAUCCAUCCUCGCCAGAUGCACAUUCGGGCGGGAAACCCUUUCAUAUAUACCUCGGAGCCUAGAUUAGAUUAACUCCUGGUUUGCUCAUGAAUUUUCGCCAGAUCGGAUCGGGUCUCGAUCCAGCGAAAUCGUGGAGCAAACUAACAUGAAUCGCGGAUCAAUCGGACAGACGAUCGAUUAGAGACAAUUUCAAUAUCGACGAGCAUCGUCAAGAAUUUAUAGUCGUGACACGGAUAUAGAGGGUCAUUUAAAAAAAAAGGGUUUAAAACUUAGGAUUUGUAGUAUUUACUAAUAGGGUAGUGAAUAAUUUAAUUUUUAUAUUUUACAAUUUUAACGAUAUUAAUGAUAAUAUUUUUAAUCAAUCAUUUUAUUUCUAUUACAUUUACUAUUUUACAAAAAGAAUGAUUUACGAUAUUGACCUUAGAAUUUAUAUUAAUUAAAUUUGCUUAUAUUAACUUAUAAACUUAAUUAUAUUAAUUAAAGUUGAAAUUAAACUUUCAUCCCUUUCUGUAAGUACUUCAAUCCACGAAGUCUUCGACCCUUUUUUCAAACACCCUGUACAAUUCUGAGCAGCGUAUAGCUCGACAAAACAAAUAUCGUCUAACAUACACGUUUUUCUUCGAUCAAGAAUGUUAUUGUCUUGUUCAGACGUUUACUCUAAGUUUCACCGUAACGCGACUAGUGUCGGCGUUCCCUGUGUUUCGUUUCACUUCCGGUUCGGGAACGUCUGCGUGUACAUAGGAUGGUCAUAGUGCAUGGUAUUUUUAUAAAAAAUUCUCUCUUCGGAAUGACGCAACCAUAGAUGCGAGGAAUAUAAUGUUCCUUGCUCUCCGUGACUGCUUUUCUUUCUCAUCUUUCUUUUAGUCUUUUAUAAUCUAUCGUAUACGCAUAGAAUUAGUUUUAUUUUUACUCGUAACGUAGAAGAUCGGUGAUCACGAUUGCUUCUACCAACGGAAAUGGAUGCUUACCGGUGCUGUAUUAAACAAUCCGUGGAACGGUCGCUGUUUCCUGAAGACCCAGUUCUCGUCGUCGUUGAUAUUAUAAAUACCAGUAUAGAAUAUUAAACCCUAGAAUCGUUAGAGGGAUCGCGAUACAUUUCAAACAGAUUGAUCUUAAGUUUAUUCUUCGAUGGCGGGGAACGACGAUCAGAACGAACAGGCGACGAUAUGAUAUGAAAAGAAGAAGUUUAAUAAAAACGCCGUGUCGGUGAUAGUUUUGCUCUUGCCCCUUAGUUUUGUACAUAAACGAAUGUUCGUAUUGUUGAGACGUUCGCGACGCGACCGUUCGUGGCCCGUGAGAUUAUUUUCCUCUGUCGCGAAUAGGAUCGCGCGAUAUAAACAGCAAAACCGGAUGUCCGGAAGUCGCUCUCUCCCGGGCCGAUCGAGGUAGACUCGAGGCGCGCGAACUAUUAGUUAUUCUUGUACAGAGAUUCGGAACGCCGCGCUCGACGAUUUUCUGUUCUGUAUCUAUCGCGUCGCCGGCAUAUAAAAAGAAAAAAAUAAUACAUAAUACAGUCGAUUAGUAAGAGAUUAAUCGUACGAAUGUGAGAUAGUAAUUAAGAACGAGUGGACGAAAUGAAAAUAAAAGGAAGACGGGGAUUCGCAUCGUUUCUUAAUUUUCUGUUUUGUAUAAACAUGAAUUAUUAAUUACAGUCUAUAACCACGUAAGUAAUCUCUUCCCAAUAAUAAUAUUUAUUUGCGUAUAUCAGAUUUCUACAUCACUUUAUUAAAAAUAUAUAGUAUCGUGUAUCGUUUUCAUUUUAUUAUUUAAUUGAUUCAUUUCUAUACGAAACAGUUAAUUAACAAAAUGAUGCGGUGUUCGAAUAUUAAUGUAACUGUACGUGUAAAUGAAAGCAGAAAGCGAGACCAUAGGUGUGUAAGAUUAAUUACAGUAAUCGGUAACUUAAUCCUCAAGUAUGUACUUAUUAUGAGCUUCAAAACAAGUAUUGAAUAGUAUUAUGUCGUAAGGUUAAGGAUUUAAUUUUUGAGUAAUAAGGACAUGGGGGGGGGGGGGGGGGGCAUACCGGGAUUACCUUAGAAUAUACGCAUUCCGUUCAAGCGGAUCGACGUGAAUCGUAAUUAAAAUAUCACCAUCGAAUUCGUCGAAGAAUUUUUCUUCUUCGAGUCGUCGGGUUAAAUUUGUCGAUGAUCUAUAUUAAAAUAUGUCUAUAAAUAUGUAAAAUAAGAUACAGCUCAUUAAUUUUAAUAAUCCUUAUAAAGGUAAAUAUCCAAUGAGAGAUAAUAUGAAUUAUAAUUAUUUUUUUUUUUAAUAACAGAUACAAUAUUUCAUGUAGAUCAUUAUAACUAAAUCUAAGUUCAUAAAAUUAUCCAGAAUUAUCUAAAAUAAUUAUCCAUUGACCUUUAAGAAAGUUAUUGAAAUCGAUGAAGUGCAUCCUAUUUUGCAUAAUUACCGAUUCAGGUCGAUUCGUUGAACGGAACACGUUCGUGACGAUUGAAAUCACUUCUACCGGUUGUUCAAGCAUAUUCCAAACAAAGUAAUCGUCGUGUGCUUGAACGUAACCGAGCAGAAAGGUUGGAGGAUCGUUGAACGAAGUGAGAAUGAGAGAGACUGAAUACGGAUGGGCGUGUGUCUUGACGGAAAGAUACGUAAAGAAGUAACCUAUAUCUAUAUCGUGUGUCUGAGAAGAAGUUAUUAAAAGGAGAAGAGAAGGAAUAAGAAAAAAAACAAAAAGAUCGAACAAAAUAUAAUAUAAAGAUAAAGGAGGACAAGGUCACAGAUAAAAUAAUGGAUCUUGAGCCCAAGGGUCCCUCGUGUACGCGUCGAUGGUCUGCAACGAACCGACUCAAGAGAAAUCGAUUAAUCGAACGCCAAUUAAUAAAGGUCUUAUGUGACUGUUCGCACCCUCGACGAAUGCACGUACAGGCUCUGUCGAGUACGAGUCGGCGUGAUCACGGAAAGCAAUCUAAGAUGAACCUAACGUUGUUAGAUAUAUUAUUUGUAAGACUAUCGGAGUACUGUAUAUUGCGCUAACACGAUGGUGAUUGCGGAACCGGAAAACGGUGAUUAACCCAUUGACGACAUUAAAUAUUAUUACGUCCUUCGCGACUGACCUCCGAUGGUUAAUUAUAUUAAUAGCCAUAUUAAAACACAGCAAUAUCUGAGCAAGAAAUUUAAUUUUCUAAAUUUUAUCCUAUUUCUUCAAAUAUGGAAAAUUUUCCUUUAGAAAUUUCGAAGCCAUAUUAUAUAUAUACAUAUAUAUUUUCACGUUUCAUAGGUCUGGGUCACAAUUGACCCGACUACGGUGGUUCCAGGGCAGUCAAUUUGUAUCAAAGGACGAUCGUCAGUGAGUUAAGCUGACGAGAUUGGAAUGUAGCGAUCUUGAAUGGUGACACGAGUGUCGUUCGUAAAUCAAUCAAACGGAAGGCAUACACGAAUCUGCGUAUCCGCAUGGAAAUACGACAGUCUAGGAACGGUUGGGGGACCAUCGUGUACGUGUAACUCCGAUCAAUUCGAUUCCGCUUUGACGAUCGUGUUAGACACUGUAGGUUAUAGAUCGAUUUAGCGUAUGAGAAGACAGUUACUCGAGGCAAUGAGAGAACGAGAGAAUGACGAGGAGAAAUAGGAAGAAAGAGAACGCCCUAAAUGAAAAAAAAAAAAACACUUAACUACGAUGACUUAUUA
Messenger RNA from Osmia lignaria (orchard mason bee), 8911 nucleotides. It is a transcript of the gene Sema2a, whose product is annotated as Semaphorin 2a. NCBI's taxonomy places the organism in Eukaryota, Metazoa, Arthropoda, Insecta, Hymenoptera, Megachilidae. Gene Ontology annotation, biological process: semaphorin-plexin signaling pathway; neural crest cell migration; negative chemotaxis. Gene Ontology annotation, molecular function: semaphorin receptor binding; chemorepellent activity. The record is from RefSeq and is a predicted model, not a curated record. Gene Ontology annotation, cellular component: plasma membrane.